AUGGAAUAUCAAAAAAUUACUGCAACAUUAAAUUCUGAGUUAAAACAGAAGUAUCAAGACAUUGAGGAAAUGCAAAUUCUAAAAGAAAAUUUAAGAAAAUUCAAAUGUAAACAUUAAACUUAUAUUACAUAGUGGAUGCAAAUCUUAAAUAAAUUAAGUAAGAAAAGGUCACAAAGCUUUGUGAGAAAAUAAAAGAUGCUGACUCUAAUCGAACAACAAAGAAAAAAUAUGAAAGUGUAUUGAAAGAAAUAAGAGAAUGUGAUUUAUCAAAGUAUUAAUAGGUUAUAAAAUUAUAGAUCAUUAUAAGAAAUCGCAAAUACUAUAAUUGACUGUUAAUUACAUUAAUCUAAUGUUAAAUUUUUUGUAGAAUUAUGCACAGUAUUAAAUAGUUAUGAAGAAUUUACUAAUAUACUUUUAUAAACAGCUUUAAAACAUAUUAAAUUAUUGGAAAAAAAAGGAGGAAAUUAUGAGAAUGAAGAUAAAAGAGCUUAAAAAAGAAAAAAUCUUUUGAGACUAUUUGGAGAAUUACAUUAAUUAAUAAUUUAAAAUGAUUAAUUUGCUGAAAUUUUGAGAAUGCUUCUUCCAACAGGUUAACCUUUAGAUUAUUUACUAAUAAAUAUAUAAGUGAUGACUAAUUUUAUGAAUCAUUUUGGAUAUGAAUAUUUUGGAUAUCACAAAUAUGAAACCAGAAAAGAUUUAAUUGAUAAUCCAGAUUUAGAAAAAAUAUUUAGAGAUAAAAAACAUAACAAGACUAUUAAAACCAUAUUAAACGAAUAUAUUACAUAUAUUGAAAAAAUGCUGAUUGAUUUAUACAAUCAAAUACAGAAAUUAACUGAAAAUCAGAGUGAUUAAUCAGACAAUUAAAAAAUCAAAGAAUUAAAAGAUAAUUUUAUAAAAUUAAAAGACAAUUAUAGAAUCAUUAAAGAUUGUGUUGGUGAUUUUAAUCCAUAAAAUACUGAUUAAGAUAAUGAAAUUUUAAAUUUAAAUGGUAGAGACUUUUAAUAAACAAACAGUGAUGACACUGAUUGUUUUUUAGAAGAUGAAAGAAAAUUAUAUUGUUAAUUAAUUACUAUAAAUAAUCCACCUGAUUCAAAUUAAGUAACACUUUAACAAAAUCAGAAGUAAAAAGAUUGUUCAUCAAUAGAAAUUGUUGAUUAGAUGGCAUUGGAAUUUGUUAAUACAAAAUAGAAUAGAAAAAAACUUUUAGAAGAAUUGCAAAAUUUUAAAUAAAAUUAUACAAUUGUUAUUCCUUAUUAAUGUCGCUUAUUUGCAACUUUAUGCAAAUAUUACAAAGAAUUUGAAGAGGAAGUUAUUAAAUCAUUUCUAGAAUAAUACAGAUAAAUCAAAUCUAGUGAUUACAUAGAAAGAAAAAGUAGAUAUCUUAGAUAUUUAUGUGAAUUAACAAAAUUCAAAAUUUUGAAAUAAGAUAUAAUAUUAGACAUUUUAGCUUAAUUACUUGAAGAUUUGAUUGGUUAAAAUGUAGAAUUAAUAGCUUUAAUAUUAAAUAAUUGUGGACGAUUUUUAAAAUACUCUGGAGAAUCAUGCAAGAAAUUUGAAUAUUUACUCACUUAGUUAGAUAAAUAGAGAAAAUUAAAGCCAUUAGGUUAAAACCAUGAUAGUAUAUUCACUUAAGCACUAUUGAGUUUUGAUAGAUAAGCUAAACCAAAAAAAGAAAAAACAUAAUUACAAAAGUUCAUAAAGUUUAUCAUUUUUGAUUAAUUAGAUAAUUUUAAUAGUGCCUUUGAAAGUAUGGAAAAACUUCCUUUAAAUGAUUAAAAUUGUAAACAAUAUUUGAUUAAAUAAUUAUUUAAAAUAAGCAUAAAAGGAAGAUACUCAUCAUUAAGUUUAGUAGCAUGUCUUUUAGCAGCCCUAAAAGAAAAAUAUCCUGAUAUUACAGGUUAAGUAGUAGAUUGCUUAUUAGAUGAAAUUUUAUGUGGUUUAGAAGAUAAUAAUAUCAAUAAAAGGUAGAGAAGAAUAACAAUAACAAAAAUGAUUGGAGAAUUAUAUACUUACAAUAUUAUAGACAAAGAGUUACUAUUCAAGCUUCUUUAUUUGAUUAUAGAAUUCGGACAUGCUUCUGAUAUCUCUUAAACUGAAUAAGACUUAAUAGAUCCUCCUGAAGAUUCUUUUAGAAUCAAUUAAGUUAUUGGUUUAGUAGAAUCUGUUAGAGAAUAUCAUAAAUAAUUGAAAAGUGAUUUAUUAAAGUUCUUGGUUUAAUUUUAAAGAUAUGUUCUAUCAAAACGAUAUCUACCGUAGAUUGUUGAAUUCUCAUUACUCGAUUUGUAUGAAAUUAUAGAUCCAAGGCUUGCAAGAAUUAAGACUAUUAAUCAAGCUGAGCAAAUAUUUUAAUCUAAUAAUAUUGAAGAAGCAUUAUCGAGACUUCCAGAUUAAAAUGCUUAAUUAUAAGUUAUUGACAAGAAACUUAUAGAAGAUUAAAAAGAAAUAGAAUUAUAAAUUAAGUUAGAAUAAGAAUUAGAUUUACAAUACUAAUAAUAAAUGAAGGUAGUUUUAUAAAUCUAAUUAGGAAUCAUAAAUGGAAAAUCAAAUCAAAAAAAAUUUUAACUAAAAUAAAAAACAUGUAUAAAUUAAGGGUGCAGGUGAUGUAAAAGUGAUAACAAAAGUAGAAGUUUAGAAUAAUAAAAAAGUAGAUAUUAAUUAAUUAUUUAGAUCAAUUAAGUACCAAAUAAAUAUGUUGGAUUUUCUUAAUGAAGUGCGAUAUUAUUGUAUGAAUGAAUGUUUCUUUAAUGAUUAUGAUGUGAU
Messenger RNA from Paramecium sonneborni, 2760 nucleotides. The record is from the annotation of a GenBank genome assembly. NCBI's taxonomy places the organism in Eukaryota, Ciliophora, Oligohymenophorea, Peniculida, Parameciidae.